Conger conger (European conger) is the source of this 4955-nucleotide messenger RNA. It is a transcript of the gene gtpbp1, whose product is annotated as GTP binding protein 1. The record is from RefSeq and is a predicted model, not a curated record. NCBI's taxonomy places the organism in Eukaryota, Metazoa, Chordata, Actinopteri, Anguilliformes, Congridae. Gene Ontology annotation, biological process: translational elongation. The coding region runs from base 457 to 2466 and encodes 669 amino acids. Gene Ontology annotation, molecular function: GTP binding; translation elongation factor activity; GTPase activity. The transcript has 13 exons.
AACAUGCAAAGCCCACGGGAUUUAAUUCAAUCGUUUGAAGCUCUAAUUUGAAUAUUUGAUCAGGGGUGGUGUUAUUGGUCAUAUCAGUUGACAAGACAGGCAGGACAUAGCUUUGGCUGGGAGACAGUAAUUAAUCGUAAACAAAAACAAACGAGUGGUAGCAAGACUAGUGCGUUUGAACAUUUGCAACACAGCUAACGACUGCUACAUUGCUAACGUUGGCUGAGGGGAAAAGCGAUUCCUUGCCGCUAGCUAUGAUGAUAGAGCUAAUAUCCAGAAAAAUACAUCUAUGCAGUAUGAAAGCUGGUUGCCUACAGACAAUUAAACCGGUAAUUUAAGUGAGGCAGUGCUAACGUUAGCCGUCUUGUCGUACGUGCAGUUAGCAAGCCAUUUCAGUUGCGAGUAGCCGACAAAUUCGUCAGGUUUGUUCGUUUUCCGUUUUACGAAGCUGGAGGGAUGGCGUCGGCGAUGGAGUCGAGCUUAAGUCCGUCUGCAGAGUCUCUAGUGCCCGCCUGCAUGUUUGCUCCAGACCGGGGAUGCGGGGAGGACGCAGCGGGCAUGGUGUGCGGAGAGGACGGCGACAAUUUCAAUGGCGAGUGCGGGGAUCACGGCGUAGAUUUAACUAGCAAGCUGGCUCUGGUCAGCCCGAACGGAGAGCAGUACGACUCGUUACUACGGCAACUACGAGAGCGCAUGGAGGAGGGCUGUGGGGAGACCAUCUACGUGCUGGGAGUGGGGUCAGACGGGGGAGAUUACGGGCUGAACGAGGGGGACAUGGAGGCGUCGGUUGCCACGGUGAGGUCGAUGAGCGAGCAGCAGGGGGCCGACCUGAUCCUGCUGCGUGAGCGGAGCGAGGCGGGGGGGCGCGUGCGCGACUACCUCAUCCGCCGCCGCGUGGGAGAGACCGACUUCCUGGAGGUCAGGGUGGCGGUGGUGGGGAACGUGGACGCCGGUAAGAGCACUCUCCUGGGCGUGCUGACGCACGGGGAGCUGGAUAACGGCCGCGGCUUCGCCCGGCAGAAGCUCUUCCGGCACAAGCACGAGAUGGAGAGCGGGAGGACCAGCAGCGUGGGCAACGACAUCCUGGGCUUCGACCGCGAGGGCCAGGUGGUCAACAAGCCCGACAGCCACGGGGGCAGUCUGGACUGGACCAAGAUCUGCGAGAAGUCCUCCAAGGUCAUCACCUUCAUCGACCUGGCGGGCCACGAGAAGUACCUGAAGACCACCGUGUUCGGCAUGACCGGGCACCUCCCCGACUUCUGCAUGCUGAUGGUGGGCAGUAACGCGGGGAUCGUGGGAAUGACUAAAGAGCACCUGGGUCUGGCUCUGGCGCUGAACGUGCCCGUGUUCGUGGUGGUGACGAAGAUCGACAUGUGUCCUGCCAACAUCCUGCAGGAGACCCUGAAGCUGUUACAGAGGUUGCUGAAGUCACCGGGCUGCAGAAAGAUCCCCGUCCUGGUCCAGAACAAAGAUGACGUCAUCGUCACCGCCUCCAACUUCAGCUCAGAGAGGAUGUGUCCAAUAUUCCAGAUCUCUAAUGUGACGGGGGAGAACAUGGAUCUGCUGAAGAUGUUCCUGAACCUGCUCUCCUCCAGAACCUCCUACAGCGACGAGGAGCCGGCCGAGUUUCAGAUCGACGACACAUACUCUGUACCGGGCGUGGGCACGGUGGUGUCAGGGACUACUUUGCGAGGACUGAUACGUCUGAACGACACCAUGCUGCUCGGCCCUGACCCGCUGGGCAACUUCCUCCCCAUCGCCGUGAAAUCCAUCCACCGCAAGAGGAUGCCGGUGAAGGAGGUGAGGGGGGGGCAGACUGCCUCCUUCGCCCUCAAGAAGAUCAAGCGCUCCUCCAUCAGGAAGGGGAUGGUGAUGGUGUCGCCGAGGCUCAGCCCACAGGCAUCAUGGGAGUUUGAGGCCGAGAUUUUGGUUCUGCACCAUCCCACCACCAUCUCGCCCCGGUACCAGGCGAUGGUGCACUGUGGGAGCAUCAGGCAGACGGCCACCAUCCUGACCAUGAACAGGGACUGCCUGCGCACGGGCGACAAGGCCAGCGUGCACUUCCGCUUCAUCAAGACGCCGGAGUACCUGCACGCCGACCAGCGGCUGGUGUUCCGCGAGGGCCGCACCAAGGCGGUGGGCACCAUCACCAAGUUGCUGCAGUCGACCAAUAACCUGCCCUCCAACGCCAAGCCCCCGCAAAUCAAGAUGCAGUCCACCAAGAAGACCCCGCCCCGCCGGGAGGAUGGAUCCACGGCAGCCAAUGAGGAGGCUCCCACGGGGAGGCCGGCCAGUCCGCACACAGCACAGGUGGCGGGGGAGGACGAGUCGGAGGUUCAGGACGGCAACAAAGAGAACAAGCCAAAGUCUGGAGGUGGGGGCAGGAGACGCGGGGGCCAGAGGCACAAGGGUAAAUCGCUGAGCGGCUCCACAGCGCCCCACACAGGCGGAGUUGGGGGCUGCUAGAUCCCCCUCCCCACAGGUCUCAGUCUAAAGCAGGACUGGGUCGAUGUCUUACGUUAAUGCCUUUGAGUUAUCAGCCCAUUCCUUCACACACAGAGUUCACAGUGGGCUGUACCAUUUCUGUUCAGAGGAGGGGAGCGUUGUGAUGACUGGUUUGAUUGGAUGAGAGGUACUGCUGGUUAGUUAUUUACCUUUUGUUUGGUUCCUCCCAUGGCCUGUACCACGCAUUAGUGAGGGGGGGUGGGGUGGUGUUUGUACAGCCCCUGCCCAACUAACACAAAACUUUCUCACAACGUUGCUGCAAUGUAGUUCACAAAACAUUAGAGCAACGUUGUGAUAAUGCUGUGAUAAUGCUGUGUGUGGUCAGGGUGUGUUCCCAUGACACCCCCGGUCUUAAACUGCUGCACCAUUCUUGGGUGGGAGAGAGACCUGGGCCAGGUGUGGAGGUUUAAGAUCCAGUGACAAGCAUCGGCAUUGUGCCACAGAGUGAGAUAUUAGGACAUGAAUCAGGAUCUGACACUAGAUAUCUCAGAUACUGCCUGCAUUGUCAGCAAUGUGAUAUUACAGUCUGCAGACAUAUCUGAUCAUAGAAGUGCUGUAUGAAGUGUAUUAGAUAUAAGGUUAUGCAGCUGAGAGACACAAUAGACCUUAUUAUUUGGGAGUUAAUUCCGCACUGGAGUACUGAUUUUAGUAACCUGCUCAGUCAAUUCAUGAUCACGUAAAUGUUACAAUUACUCUUCUCAACCCUUGUAAAUACCCCCCCCACACACACACCUCCCUCCCCUGUUGGUACAAACCAGAGUACCUGUUCCUAAUUUCUCUGCAUUAAAACCUAAUCCUGUUUCACAAGCUUUGUGGCUUUUUUACGUAAUUUCUGUUCAUAUUAAAAAAAAAAAAACAAAAGAAAAACAAGAAGCACGGAAUUUCAUUUCACUAGAAACAAACCUGGAACUCCCCGCUUUGUCCUGGCGGAAUCAGGAUGGCGUGAUUUUAGCGCGCUUGUGGAAGGAUGAGAGCGCAAACUCUGGGUCUGAAGCAGCCUGUUCAGCCUGGUUCAGCCCGGUUCAGCCUGGUUCAGCCCGGUUAAGCCUGGUUCAGCCCGGUUCAGCCUGGUUAAGUCUGGUUCAGCCCGGUUGCAUCGCUGAUGGUUCGUGGUCGUGCUGAGGAGCGUUUAGCACCUCACUCCUGGUUCUGGUGAGCCGCAGGGUGUGCAUAACAGGAACUAAUCACCCCCCCUCACCCCUAACCCAGCCCAGGUGUAGGAGUACAAAUGGGCCCUGACUGACCGUAGGGCCUGACCGUCAGGGUUAACAGCAGCUGUUUUAGUAGAAGUAUGCACAUUUAGGAAUCUAACUGCUAUUUCUGCGGGGUUAGGGACUACCUGACUACUAUACUACGUGACUAACGUUUCAGAUACUAAAACCUUUAAAAACCAGCCGAAGGUUCCUCCUCUGGGUUUAGGUGACACUCUCCAAUAGGAUGUCAGUGCUGAGAAAUUCUAAUUUUGCCAAAGUGGAUCCAUACCCUCACACUUUUCAGCAUCCAGAAGUUUUAGCCAAACGUUUGCAGACCACAGGUCAGGCAGAAGGCACAUUUCUAACAUGACGGGUAACUUGGGACGCUACUCUCUCCUCCAGAGGUGGAUAACCCAGGUUCAGGAAGUAAAAGUCCUCCCCAGGAUUUUGCUCUGAUCACCUGGAUGUUCUUCAGCCAGGAGGCAGAGCUGAUGAGUGAAAUCGGCAGGCUGAGAUCACGGGUGGAAGGAACACAGGGCAGGACUUUUACUUUCUGACCGCUGGGCUUUCCACCACUGCUUAACUGGACUCCAGGAGGAGGUUGCCUUGGCAACAACUAAUGGGGAUCCAAAUAAUCAAACAAUUCUAAGCCAUACAAACAGUGUGAGGGAUGUUAUUUUCUGAAACUAACACCAAGUCUCAGUAGAGCGAGUGUAGCUGAAGAUGACCGGAUGGAGUGUAAUGAACGAUGGGUUGCGUCCGAAAGGUCUGCGGGGUCAAAGGGCACGCCGGCUCCCCGGAUUGGGCCUCUCUCUGAACGGUGUGUGUGCUCCGCUGUGAUUGGCUCGUGCGUGUUACCCGUUUCAUCCAAUCACCUCCAUGUUAACCUUAACGUUUGAAACUAGCAACGUAGCCAAACUGUUUGGACACUGGAUAAUAAAACGUGUAAGGAACGACUAAGGAGAUCAGGGUUAAGGUGAAAGUAUUGUUAAAACCUGUGUUCAAAGCUCUGUUUUAAUUGGCAGUGUUUGGACCGUUUCUGAGAAAUAAUGUUGGUUAAGGAGUUGAAGGAAAUGAUCGCCUGCCAGUAUGUUUUCCAUCUUAGGAUUUUUAAAUUACGACAAUGCAUGAUUUUUUUUUGGACAAGAGUUCAUUGUAUGCAUAAGGGAAAAAAACAAAAAUGGCAAGAAAUGGCAUUACAUUUAAGUGGUUCAAGUUGCUGUACAUCCUUUGAAAUAAAAAGUUUAUCAAGUUCUA